UCAGGAUUGCAGAGCCUCAGUGAGGAGAGCACCUUUCCCUGAUCAUCUGACGGCAGACGGCUCCUCCCCGCUCCCUCCUGUCUGCUACGCAAAGCAGUGGCUCGGGCACAACUCUGCCCGCGUUUCUAUCCACGGGGUUCGUCUACGUGAGCAGGACACCGGAGUCGAGUUCUCCACUUUGAAUAAACAAGGACUGCGUUUCUGCACUGGUGUCGGCUUUCCAGUGAAUCAGUGAUGAGAGUGGCCGAGAGCACAGGCGGACGCUUUUCUCCCGUGCGGACCUGCCGAGCGCAAAAGUGCGCGCCCUGGUUCGGCUUCGUCUCCAUUCUCCGCUCCUGAGAUCAACCCAAAUCCAAAGAGGCGCGUUGAGAUCCCCCACGAACCCCCCUCGUGCGAGAUGUGCCGCAGACUGAUUCGUCCUCCGUCUCCAGUUCAUAUUCAAUGGCAGACAAAGACUGCAUUUCUUAGCAACACUGAGUUCAGAAAGUCAGCUUUGGUCCACAGCUAAGCCACAGCCUUCUUUCUUGCUACUGACUCUUUGCAAGUCUCCACUUCAGUCCAUCACCAUGGCCUGUUUUCUGGCAUCAGCCUUUCUCCUGGUUCUUCAGACAUACGCUGCCCCACCUGAGCUUGUCCAGGCAGGAUUUGGGAUUACACUGGACGCCGUGGACCUGGACACCGGCCUACUAGCAAAUGUCUCUGGAGAUGUAACCACAUCUCCACCCCCAGGAACAAGCAAACGAGCCCCACAUAGUAUCAUUAUUGGGGUACGCAAAGGUGGCACAAGAGCGCUGUUGGAGAUGCUGGACAUACACCCUGAGGUUGCCGCCGCCGCCACCGAGGUGCACUUCUUUGACUGGGAUGAGAACUACGCCAAGGGCUUUGAGUGGUACCGUGAGUUAAUGCCCUACUCUUACCCACACCAGAUCACAAUAGAGAAAACUCCAGGCUAUUUUACUUCAGCCCUUGCACCCGAACGUAUCUGUGCCAUGAACUCUUCCAUUAAGCUGCUGCUGAUCUUGCGAGACCCAGCUGAGCGGGUCAUCUCCGACUACACCCAGGUGUACUUUAACCGGCUGGAGAACCACAAGCCGGUUCAAGCCAUUGAAAACCUGCUAGUACGCAACGGAGCGCUGAAUAUGAGGUACAAGGCCAUUCAGAGGAGCCUGUACGACGUCCACAUGCGCAACUGGCUGCGCCACUUUCCCUUAGAACAGAUACACAUAGUAGACGGUGACGCUCUGAUCCGUGAUCCCCUCCCAGAGCUUCAGAAGGUGGAGCGCUUCCUUAACUUGCCACCCAGGAUAGUAUCCACCAACUUCUACUUCAAUCAGACCAAGGGGUUUUACUGCAUCCGCAGUGAUGGCCGAGAGCGCUGUCUGCACGAGUCUAAGGGACGACCUCAUCCUGCUGUUAACAGCACUGUGCUCCAGCAGCUCCGCUCCUACCUUCAAGAACACAACCGCACCUUCUUCAGGCUGGUGAAGCGCACCUUUGACUGGCAAUAAAAAAAAACCAGCUCGCAUUCUUAACAGAGCCACUAUCUUGUCUGUGACGAGGACAAAAAAAUUUUAAAAAAUGCGGGAGGCUAUGAAGCACUUUAAGGACGUUUAAAAACUUUUGAAUAGCCUCUUAAUAACUACUGUUGUAAUCUCUGGUUUCAGCAGAGGAGUUCUAUAUUUACACGAUAACGGCAAAAAAUGUGAAAAACUGUAACUACAGGCGUAAGAUUAAAAAGAAGAACCUUCAAGCUUAAUAA
Messenger RNA from Oreochromis niloticus (Nile tilapia), 1759 nucleotides. It is a transcript of the gene hs3st1l1, whose product is annotated as heparan sulfate (glucosamine) 3-O-sulfotransferase 1-like1. The record is from RefSeq and is a predicted model, not a curated record. Bases 567 to 1508 code for a protein of 313 amino acids. Gene Ontology annotation, molecular function: [heparan sulfate]-glucosamine 3-sulfotransferase activity. NCBI's taxonomy places the organism in Eukaryota, Metazoa, Chordata, Actinopteri, Cichliformes, Cichlidae. The transcript is spliced from 2 exons.